Messenger RNA from Abrus precatorius (Indian licorice), 4791 nucleotides. RefSeq names its product pentatricopeptide repeat-containing protein MRL1, chloroplastic. Gene Ontology annotation, molecular function: protein binding. The record is from RefSeq and is a predicted model, not a curated record. Lineage: Eukaryota; Viridiplantae; Streptophyta; Magnoliopsida; Fabales; Fabaceae. The transcript is spliced from 18 exons. Bases 73 to 3129 code for a protein of 1018 amino acids.
UCUCCUUCCUGCUAAUGCAAACUAAAUGCUAAUCCACUCCUUCUUCUCUCUCUCUUCUCUCUCUCUUCAUCAAUGGAAGUUAACCUCUCUUUCAACCACCAUCGCUCCCUCACUCUAACCUCACGCUCUCCCACUUCCUUCUUCACUCUCCGCACACACUUUCUCGGUUCCGUCCACACUCUCAGGCCUCCACCACCACCCUCUGCAUCUGCACCAUCCCUUCGUACUCGAAACAAAUGCAACAAGUUAGGCUUUCUUCGCUUCCACUCUCCGCGCUUCGUCUUCAAGGCCUCUCUCCAUUCUCCCUCCGUCAUCGUCGUCGUCAUCGUCGUUACUUUAUCUGCUGUUUCUUUGCUCCACUUCACUCUCAACAGGAGAAAGAAGGCUCUUAACCAGACACAGGGACAUGCAAAAUUUGCAUUAUCGCCGCAAGGAAGUAAUGUUGGAAACCAGGUCAUUGACAGCCAGAUUCUUGGUUUUCCAGAAUUUCAAAGGGAAAACCCAAUAAAUGAAAUUGGGAAGUUAAAGGAUCACAAUGGAGAAGAUAACCACGCCUUUGAGGACAAAGAGAUGCACCUUCCAUUUUUGAAAUCCUCAAUGAUACAAGAAGUUUCCCUCACAACUGAGACAGCAGAAUCAACUUCUUCUGUUCUUGAGUCUAGUGUCAAUAAUAACAGUUCCAAGGUAUUGGGCGACCCCCAUUUAUCUGUGGCUUUACCAUCAAGUACAUUACAACCACUAGAUUUUGCUGAGGAAAUGGUUAAACAAGUGGAAGAAAAUCAACAUAACCUUGGCUCUGAUCCUGAGUUGCCUUUGAAUAUGGUCAAACCUCAGUAUACUGCUUCUUCUGUUUGUGUAAACAAUGCCCUAGCAACAAUUGAUGAGCAUACUGAAGAAAACAUUAAACUUGGUGCCAUCAACAGCAAUGUCUUUGUCAGUGAAUCAGUUAGGGAAUCGCUGUACAUGUUUUAUGAGGAUAACAAGUCUGCAACCAAAUCCAUGACACCACUGAGUAGUUUAAAUUCUUUAUCUCCUCGUGCUUCUUUUGUGAAUAAAAAAGGAUUGCCCUCAGCAAUAGGAAAUGCUACACUAAAAGGAUCAGGAUUAUCUACAGAUGUUUCUCUUAAAAGUACAGAACAUGUUGAAGGAGCAGUUAAAAUCUCCAGUCAUAAAGAAGGCUACCCCCCACAACAUGUGAAUAAACACUUGAGGAAAGGCAGCAGCUCUUCUAGAGACAGGGAAGGGAACUAUAUGGAUCAUAAUAUUAACAAAGUUUUCUCUCAGAAUGCCCACUCAAUCAAGGUGCAUUUUGAUCAGAAAAAUGAUCAAAUCAGGGUGCAUGAUGGUCAGAAUAUUGAUCCUUCAGAGCAUCUAAGCAAAUAUAAUAAUCUGCUAAAAGCUGGGAGGUUACAUGAAUGUGUGGAAUUGCUUAAAGAUAUGGAAAUGAAGGGUUUAUUAGAUAUGAAUAAGGUUUAUCAUGUCAAGUUUUUUAACAUCUGCAAGAAACGAAAGGCUGUCAAAGAAGCUUUUGAUUACAUUAGGCUUAUUUCAAAUCCAACGCUGAGUACAUUUAAUAUGCUUAUGUCGGUUUGUGCAAGAUCCCAAGAUUCAGAAAGAGCUUUCCAAGUUUUGCAGCUUCUUAAGGAUGCUCGACUAGAACCUGAUUGCAAACUUUAUACCACUCUGAUAUCAACUUGUGCAAAGAGUGGGAAAGUUGACCUAAUGUUUGAAGUGUUUCACACAAUGGUAAAUUCUGGAGUGGAGCCUAACGUUCAUACCUAUGGGGCACUUAUAGAUGGUUGUGCUAGAGCCGGGCAAGUAGCUAAAGCAUUUGGUGCUUAUGGGAUAAUGAGGUCAAAGAAUGUGAAGCCAGAUCGUGUUGUAUUCAAUGCACUUAUAGCUGCAUGUGCUCAAUCAGGAGCAGUGGAUCGUGCUUUUGAUGUGUUAGCAGAAAUGGCUGCUGAAACACAUCCCAUCAACCCAGAUCAUGUGACUAUUGGUGCAUUGUUAAAGGCAUGUGCAAAUGCUGGCCAGGUUGAACGAGCACGAGAAGUGUACAAGAUGAUACAAAAAUAUAGCAUAAAGGGGUCUCCAGAAGUUUACACUAUUGCCAUUAAUUCUUGCAGUCAAACUGGAGAUUGGGAAUUUGCUUGCAGUGUAUACAAUGACAUGACCCAGAAAGGGAUUCUCCCGGAUGAGAUAUUUCUGAGUGCACUAAUAGAUGUUGCUGGACAUGCUAAAAAGCUGGAUGCUGCCUUUGAUGUCCUACAAGAAGCCCGUGAAGGAGGAAUGUGUAUUGGAAUAAUGUCAUAUAGCUCAUUGAUGGGUGCCUGUAGCAAUGCAAGAAAUUGGCCGAAAGCACUGGAGCUAUAUGAAUAUCUGAAAUCUCUUAAAUUGACGAUAACUGUUUCAACAAUUAAUGCUUUGCUCACUGCACUUUGUGAUGGAGAUCAAUUUCAUAAGGCUUUGGAGAUUUUAUUUGAAAUGAAAGGAUUAGGAUUGUGCCCAAACAGUAUCACAUUCUCAAUACUAAUAGUGGCAAGUGAGAAGAAGGAUGAUAUGGAGGCGGCUCAAAUGCUCCUUUCUCAAGCCAAAAAAGAUGGUGUAGCCACAAAUCUCAUCAUGUGUCGAUGUAUAAUUGGAUUGUGCCUCCGGAGAUUUGAGAGGGCUUUCUUUGUUGGUGAGCCUGUUUUAUCUUUUGACCCAGGACGACCGCAAGUGAAUAACAAAUGGACAUCACUGGCCUUAAUGGUGUACCGUGAAACAAUUGAAGCUGGUGAAAAGCCUACAAGUGAAAUAUUGUCUCAAAUUCUGGGAUGUCUGAAACUCCCGUAUGAUACAUCUGUGAAAAAUAGUCUUGUUGAGAAUCUAGGGGUAUGUGCAGAAACUUCAAGAAGUUCAAACCUCUGUUCAUUAGUGGAUGGAUUUGGUGAAUAUGAUCCUCGUGCUUUUUCAAUACUUGAGGAAGCUGCUUCACAUGGAGUUGUUCCAUCCGUAUCAUUUAAAGUUUGUCCUAUUGUUAUUGAUUCUAAAGAAUUGCAUGCUUCUACUGCUGAGGCAUACCUCUUAACUGUUUUAAAAGGUCUCAAGCAUCGACUAGCAGCAGAAAGGAACAGUGACAACAGAUGAUUAAGAAAUAUGCUUUAUUUUAUUUACUUGAGUAUCAUUAUCCGCUUUAGCACAACAUGAUUAUUUAUCACACGAGAUUGGUAGUUUCACCACCCCCUCCCCCUCCUUUUCUCAGAACUGUUUUUUCUUUCCUCCUAUUUAAUGAUUUUGCAAACAAUAUAACUACUUGUUUUCUGCUACUCUGCAACAAAUAUUGUGAACAAAGCCUUUUUUAGACAUUUGCAUGAUCACUCACUUGAUGAUACGGUUUGCAUUUUUCAAUUGCUGAUGAUUCAGUUUUCAACCUGCACUUUUUCUUUUAACUUACUAUUAUUAGAUUUUCUUUUUCCAUUUUUAACAAUCUUUAUUUAAAUAACAAUAAUUUAUAGUUGCCAAAUGUGUGUUUACAAGUUUACUGAUCCACAGGAGGAAUGCAGUGGGAAAUAUUGUUGAAUUUAGGGGGGGCGGGGGGAGAGAUUUAGAGAGAAUAGAAUCUUUUUGAGAGAGAGAGAAUGAAAGUUUUUUUAUUCAAGAGAAAUGUCGUACAUAAGUUCUUCAUAUCAUCCUAUGCAAGACUAUUUCCUGGGCUAAAAUUGAGUGCAACUUCUAGACACAUGAUUACUAAUAAAUCUUUGACCAAAAUCUUCCUAGGCAAACAAUACCCGUGAUUACUAAAUGCAUUUUAUCUUUGACCCUAAAAAAACUAAAUGCGUUUUAUCAAGUGAUACAUGAAUGUAGUAGUAUUUCGUAAAUGCUAAUACGAUUUCCAACAAUUAUACAGCUGACUUUGGUUGUGAAUCCCCAUGAAAAUCUUCUUUGCAGGUGCAAGGUUACCCAAUAUAAUCGUUUUAUUUCCCGUGGAGAAAACAGAAAUUAUGUCUCCUAAGGGGAAAAAGAUUGUUAUUAACUUUGCAGGAAGGUGAGAUUAGUUAUGCAUCCAUUGUCAACAUUUUUUCAACCAUAUUGUUGCCUUACAUUUCUGCAAGUCAACUUUCAAGUUUGUUCUAAAAUUUUUUCUUUAGUUUUAAGCAGGUGGUUGAGUCCUCUGUUAAGGUGUAGUUCUUGUAUAUUAUUUCUGCAGUUUGCAUUAUAUUUUAAGGAGGUGCAUGUGACUGAAAAAUUGGAAGGUGUUAUUGUGUGAACUUGUUCAUAUUUUAGUAGAAAAUUUGUAUAAAAUUUCUUGAUAAUAUUGUUCAAGAAUUGUAUGACAAAUACGCAAUAUUUUUCCUUCAGAGUUGGCCAAGCAAUUGCAGCGUUAUUGAGGAGGCUUCAGAUUCCUUACCAGGGUAAUGAAUCAAAUGGGAAGCUUAGAAUUAAUGGUCUAGCUCUGAAAAAAUGGUUUCGGCCAAAACUUGCAUCUCCAUUCAGCGGAAAACCAGGUGACUGGAGCUCAUCCCUAUCACGGCUGGGCAAAAGUAUUAGUCAUCAGCAACGAAACAUUCGAACUGGCAAUCUCUCUUUGGACUAAAGUGUACCAGCGGAAGACAAGCAUCUGCUUUUUGCUCAAUACAAACUUUCCUGCCCCCUCUUCAAUAACCAUCUUAAUGUUUUUUCAAUAGAAGUUGAAAGCUUCCUCAUCCUAUUGAUAUAAUAGAAGAGUGAUUUAGAGCCAAGAAAGCAGACAAUGCGUUCUUGAGUGCUGAGGCCAUGGAAUGCUAAGAGCAGGAAAAGUUUCGGACAUUU